Molecule: messenger RNA, 8175 nt
Organism: Lingula anatina
Lineage: Eukaryota; Metazoa; Brachiopoda; Lingulata; Lingulida; Lingulidae
Biological process (GO): chordate embryonic development; double-strand break repair via homologous recombination; positive regulation of transcription by RNA polymerase II
Cellular component (GO): BRCA1-BARD1 complex; BRCA1-A complex
Molecular function (GO): ubiquitin-protein transferase activity; metal ion binding
Source: RefSeq, a predicted model, not a curated record
UGAGGUUUGUUGGCGCGAGAUGCAUUUACUGCUUACACAACAGUGGAAUAUUUCACAAAUUGAGGGAACUAGCUGUUUGGAUUACUCUAUAACAAGUUGGAAUAGUUUGUUGUUGCACUAUGUCUAGCAGUCAGAGCAGUAGCAGUCCUGGACGACUGAACAAGAUGCAGCAGACACUGGCACUGAUGCAGAAAAGCUUAGAGUGCUCAAUAUGUCUGGAGUUAAUGAAGAACCCAGUAUCAACCAAGUGUGAUCACCAGUUCUGCAGGUUUUGUGUUACAGAAUACUUAAGAAACAAACCCUCGGCUCCCUGCCCACUCUGCAAGAAAAACAUCACUAAAAGGAGCCUCAGUGCCAGAAAUAAACUGUCACAGAUUGUGGACGCAAUCAGAAACCUUGUGGAAGCUUUCCAAGAAGAUUCUGGGAUCCUCUUUUCCCCACCCCGUGGACCUGGUAGUGACGUGUUUAGCUGCACCCCGCAGACGAAGGGAAGUCCAAGAAUCACGUCACCAGGGGGCAGAAAACGCAGCAGUCCGCAGCAGGAAUAUUUGGCUGAAGAAAAUGUUGUGAAUGAGAAAAAUAGAAAGAACUUGCGCUAUGGUAAACGGAAGAAGGCUGAGGGGCAGGACCUUGUGUAUAUUGAAGAUGGUGUUAGUGAAGAGAGUGGUCAGCACACAGUGGUAGCAAACACUAAUGUUCAUUCAUCUUUUCCCAGAGCUAAACAAACCAAAGGAAAAAGAUGCAGAAACAUCAGUGGUACCAGCAACAACAGUAACAGCAGCAGUAACAACAGACAGCGUAGCACAGCGACCAGAAGGGGAAGGAGAAGCAGAACAAACAACAGAAAUCAGGAGAAUGUGGUGCCAUCUAUUGACCAGGUUGCACAGUACCUUGUAGAUGGACCACUGGGCGGAGUCACCAGUCAAGACAAGCCCAUUGCAAAUCCUCUUGUGAACAGGCGAUCAACCAGAUCUAGACAGUUCAGACAAGACCCAGAGGCUCUACGAAGUUAUCUUGAAAAUACCUCAUUUUCAGAAGAAUUUCUUGACAGUCCACCAGUUAUAGAAAAUCAUGUUUCAUCUUUUUUACCUCAACAAGAAAAUGAGAAGACAGAUGGAGGAGGCGUUCUAGAUUUUGUUUGUGACACUGUUGAGGGAGAGAAGGACAGCGCCUCAUCUAAAGAUGAAAAGCUGAAAACGGUUGAAGAAGAUAGUCAUACUUUACAUGCAGAGCCCAUCACUAAAAAUGUUGACAACAACGAAAGGAAAAUUUUAAGAAACAGAGAAGCAGAUGAAAUUGUAACGAUGAAGCCUCCUCACAAAGAAAUGUUUUCUGAAUCCACAGAGGAGAGACUGGUAGGGGAUGCCUGCCAUAGAGUUACGGGAGCAGGUAUCCAGGAGAGAAGGCAGUCCAUAGAGAGAGUCCAGGACUGGUUGACCAAUCAUGUGCAAGAUGAUGUGUCACAAGAAAGUGGCAAUUAUGGGAUAGGUGCCUUGGGAAAUACUGAAGGUGGCGCUGAAUCCAUGACAGCCCAGGGUCAUGUUGAAUCAGAAUGCAGUGAUGGACUUGAAUUAAUCAAGAAUCAGUUGAAUUCACUGAACCAAACUUCCAAUGAUGUUGACAACCAAAAUGAAUUUACAGGACAAGGAGCUACCUCUCCACUUUCCUUGGGAAAGAAAAUAUUCAGGACUAGAUUUAUCACAAGAGAUGAGAAAAAGGACACAUUCCAGAAAAUGUCUGCUGCUCAGGAGGUGACUUUCACACAGGAAGACCCGUACGAGUUUGUAGUUAGUCAGCACACUCCAAGGAAGCCUAAAGGAAGACGAGGGAGAGGAGGAGGUGGGGGAAGGAGAGAGUCACAGAGACAGGAAAAGGCAAAGAAGCAACAAGAAUUAAACAGGGCAAAAGUUGAGACAUUAAAGGAGGCAGAUACCACUUUAUUUGCUGUUCCAGAUGAGAAGGAACAAGAUAAGGGCACCGAAAGGAGGAGGAGACCUAGAAGCAAGAAUAGACCGGAAGCAGUUCCUGAGGAGAGCCAGUCCACCCAAUCAGACGUACAGAAAAUGAUUGAUAAAAUAAGUGAAGCAGAAUCCCAUGAACUCAUGCUUAGUCAGGCUUUUAGAGAACAGCAAGCAGAUGUGGAAGAGGCCUGUCUUGCUGGUGCUGCAGAAACAGAGACACAGAGUGAAAAUGUGGUGCCACCUUCAGUUGAUAUAUGUAACGAAAGAAGAACUAUUUUGUUCCCCUCUAAUGGCCAGGAACCUCUCUGCUCAAAAGAUAAUAAUGACAGUGAACAAGAAUUGAAAGAAAGUGUACAAGCCAGCGAGAGAAAGUCCAACAAGCUGGGCCUAAUACAAAAAGCAACGAGUAGUAACAGGAAUGGUUCAGCAGUGAAAAAAAUUGCACCAGCUGAUUGGUCAAGCACUAAAGAAAUGGCCAAAGACUUGCAGAAAAAGAAAACUCCAACAAAACUGAAGCUUGCCACUCAUGGGAAUAAGUCGUCGCUGUCUAAAAAGAGAAGUAUUUCUUUUCCGUGCGUGGAAAACUCUGGUCAAGAAAUGGAGAAGGAAGUACAAAUCAUGGAUCCCACGACUCCCUGUAUUCCAGUAACUGAUGAAGAUACCGUUUCACCUUCACUUCAGUCCUCUGUAGUUAAAGAUAUGAAUGAAGAUGACAGAGAACAGGGCUCAGACACAGAAUCUGUAGAUUUGGCACUAUCCCAAGUAGAAUUUCAAAAAUCCAACCUAGAUGUUGAUCCAGAACCUGUCAGCACUGCCAAGUCUGGUGACCUUGAGGCCAGUGGUAAAAGAGAGUCCGGAGAAACAGAACAGAGUGAGUCGCUGCUGUUGCUACGGCAACAGUCAAUAGACCCUGCAUGUAUGAAGGUUGCCUCUGUGGAGACUAUAUCUUUGUCAUCUCAGGAUGAGGCAGUCAGUCCAGGUCACUUAGGUCAAGGUCAUCUAAUCAAAGGUCAAGUUGAAGGUCAUAUAGGUGAAGUUCAAGGUCAAAAUUCCAAUACCAAAGACUUACCUUUGACGGAGGAUUGUGUGGUUUUGGUCACACAGGAAGACCAAGCACCUGCAGGUGUACAAAACCCCUCAAUGUUCAAUCAAAUGAAAGGUGAAUCUUCUCAGAACCAUGACGCACCAGCAAAGAUGGUUGACGCUGAAGAAGAUGUGGAUAAAAGCUGUUCUGAAGUAGGAGAAAAUGUUGUGGCUGAGCUUUCUGAGAAGACCAAGUCCCCAGUGAAAAUCAUUCCAGAGUCAGAUGAAAAUAUCUGUUCAGAGAAAGAAGAAGUUGGUACCACUGCAUCCUGUCCUCUUGAAAAACUGGAGUAUCCACAUCUUGAUGUCACUCUGCACAUUAAAAAAUCCAACAGAAAAACAUUUUCUUUGGAUCCUGUCUCCCCUUCCAAACCAGGAAGUGAACCAACCAAACCAGGAAGUGAGAAAGUUAAAAGGACAUCAGCAAGUAAAUUUGUGUUGCCAUCCCUUGAUGACAGUUUAUUUGAGAACACCCCCCUGCUCAGUCCACUGGGAGAAAACUUGGAGAUGCCCACUGUGGGCGAGUCUCAAUACAACAUACACGGUUCUAGUCCAAGUGAGAAACUGGGGGCAACUUGUGACAAGGACCUCAAAGGUUGCCAAGACUCUCAGGUUUCAAGUUCCAACAUGGGGAAAGGUGUAGUGACCUUAAGUAUGGAGCAGGGUCCAGUCAUUGACAGUACACCCUGUGGGUCACAGGGAAUGGGCUCCAGCCAGGAAAAAAUUGGGAUAAAAGUCAGUGAAGAGAAUAAUGUACUAAAUGCCAGUUUUGGGUCACCGUGUGUGAUCUCAGAUGAUAUUGUUCCUGCAACUGAGGGUGCCUCUCGGGAUGACUCGCCUGCUUUUAUAGUGCCUGCUAAACGGAGCAAACAGUAUGAAAAAGCUGGCUCCACUGAGGGCUCCCCUGCUAUAUCUGUGCAGUUUAAUCACAGAGCAGGUCAUGUGGAUGUGUCUGAAAAUAGUUCUGUCGAAGAUGACAGAUAUAAAAGAUCCAAAUCCAAAAAGAGGAAAUCUGAAACAGGUGAAGAUAAGAAUAAUGAGCAGACUUAUAAGAGGUCAAGGUCAAGUCUAGGUCAGGGGUCAAAGGUCACUCAGCAGUUGCAGGUUUUACCUCAGAAUUCCAGGCAUGAAAACAACUCGAGUAGUACUUCACCACAAGUUAUACCAGAUAGUUUUAAAGCCAAAAGUGAAAUAACGAUAAACUCAGAAGAGCCAAAUGCAAGCAACAAUGCCAGAGUUCCAAAUAUUGAAGUUGAAUUGACAGAUGAAAAUGGGGACAUAUCAGAUGACCUAGAACAAGGAGAAGAAGAAGAGGGGAGGCUGGAAGAUUUAGUUUCAAAGGAAUAUGACAGCAUCAGCACAACUAAUUUUGUAGAUUCAUCUUGUGAAGUACUGAAACCAGUAAACCAAAAAUCGCCUUCCUCUAAAACACGACUGGAUGAAGAAUUGGACAAUGACUCCACUUGUGGAUCUCUUGUAGAUGAUGUAGAGGAUGAAGACCUUGAUAAUGGGGUCAAGGUCAGUGAUCUUUAUGAAGGGGUUAUUGACCUUGAGGAUAAUGACCUUGAACCUGUAGAAGAUGAGGAUGAGGUCAUUGAUGUCGAUACAAAUAGUUCUUCAGAUAGUAAACAUUCUGGUGGAUGUUUAGAGAGGAAACCGAAAGUGGUGAACAUCAGAGGGAGACGGAUCUUAGAGAGCGACAGCUCCUCAGAAGAUGGCGAAGCUGAGGAGGAGGCAAACAUUGAAGUAUCAGCAAAACAACUAGAAACCCAGCCCAAUGAAAGCAGGUAUAAGCAAGACAUUGGAGAGCUUGCCUCACAGGAAGAUGAAGAAGUGCUUUCAAAAUCAGACAAACUAAAAGUGGGAUCAGGAAAUCUUGCCAGUCAAGGGGAAACUAAGAGCAUGAAAACCACGUCCCUAAGUUCUAGGCUCAGCUCAAGAAAUCACAGAAAGAAAUUGUCAGACCUUGCUGUUUGUAGCGAUGAUGAAGAUGAAGCUGACCACCAAAGAACUAGUAGUAUAGAAUUCAGCCAUGUUCCAGAAGGUUCCCACACCUGGCCACAAUCACAAAGUCUAAGCAUUUUACAGCCUUUGGGGCAUAUUCCAACAAAUAAGGAACUCGGAUUACAAAAUGAAAACACCAUGGAUGAUACAACUGAUGAUGACGAACUUCCUGAUAUCCAUCCCCCAUCCAAGAAAUCCCCCCGUGCUUCCACUUCCAAGUCUUACAGUAAUACACCAACAAGGAAGCAAAGUGGAAAAAUACCGAUGAUGGAAAAUGGCAAUGAUUUUCAGAGUCCUGGUUCCAGAGUGUCUUGUAAUGCCCCAUCUGUUGGGAGAAAUGAUUUUGUCAGUCCUGUGACGAGAUUGGGUAUUCCCACUAUUGGCAAAAGACUGAAGUCGCCUCUGCUGUUGAUGACCAGUGGUACCAGGAACCAGAGUCCUCGCCCUGGGGUGUCUUGCAAUACACCAUCUGGUGAGAAAAGUGAGUUUCUCAGCCCAUUGGCCAAAGAAAAAGUUUCUCAGUUAGAAAAACCUGAACCUUCACCGUACCCAAGCACUGAUUCCUUGAAUAAAGGCAGAGGUCACAAACUUUCAAAUCAACAGAACCUGUCUGAUGAUGAAGAACACAUUGAAGAACAUGAUCCGAAGUAUUAUCUAAGGGAUACUUCUGAGAGUGAAGCACCUGUAGAAAGGAAUUACUCAGAAGAUUUAUUUACUGCAGAGAAGGCAGUUGAGGAAACUGAAGAGGACAAUCGGUAUCCUGAUAGUUCAGUAUCUACCGAGAAAGACAUGCAAGGUGAAGGUCAAUCGGCUAAUCGUUACCCCACGAGUUCCUUCUCUAGUGAAAGUGAGGCCCUGCUUACGACCCAGCAACAAAGACAGACAGAGGCAGAGUUGGAGAGACUGCAGAGAGAAAUGGAACGCCUGAAGGCAGCUUUGAACCAAGGUGUUAGAACUGAUGCUGUGCAGUCUCAGACAGACAAGAAAAAGGACACGGCAGAGGAUGAUAUAAGAUCUUCAGAUGAAGAACCAGACAACAUGUCAGUAAAUGACAGUGGGGAUGAUCUGUUUGUCAGUCCACGUCCUCCCUCUCCACCUCCUGUGAAGGUUGCCAAGGAAACGUCUUCAACAUCCCAUGUGGAGCGCACUCCGGAGAUUCAGAAGUUGACUGAGUUCAUUGAUCAUUACAAGUCCAAAGAUGGCACCACUGUGUCUAAGACAACACAGCAAGCAAACGCAAACAAUUCUUCAGAAACAAGAAAAAGUAAAUCACCCUGUGUUAUAAAGGACACCCCAGAUAGGCCUACGCCAGGGUCAGUCAGGAACAGUCCAGGGUCUGGUAAAAAAGCCCUGGGGUCAGGAGACAGCAAAAUGUCCAGAGAAUCCUCUCCUUUUAGGAAAGACAGCACCUGUCUAAGACAGAACAAUCCACAGACUUUGAAAACAAACAGAGUGCAAUGUAGUGGAAACCAAGAAAGGACCAGGAACCAUGGUGGACAAGAAAAACCAGAGACCAGUGGUCAGUUGUGUUCAGGAUGGACGAAGGAAGUGGUCAGCGGCAGGACGGGAAAGGUGAUGUCCAUUGUGGCAACGGGACUGGGAAAACAUGAAAUAUCUACAAUAAAGAAUUUUGGUGACAGAUUUGGUGGGAAAUUUUGGGCAAAGUUCAACUCCGGUACUACACAUGUUAUAGUAAAACCUGAUGUAAAGCAUCCUUUGGCCUGUGAAAGGACACUGAAAUAUUUCAUGGGGAUAGCUGGCAGACGAUGGGUGGUUAGCUACAAGUGGAUAGAGGACUGUCUGAACCAAGACAAGCUCAUCCCAGAGACUCAGUAUGAGAUCAGAGGAGACAUGGUCAAUGGCAUCAACCACCGUGGACCUCAGCGCGCCAGGCAGACGUCAGACGACCAGCUGUUACUUAGGGGCUAUGAAAUCUGCUGCGCGGGGGGUUAUACUGGACUCUCCAUUGACGACCUGAAGAACCUGGUGGAGCUGUGUGGUGGCGCCACUGUACAGGACCCCUCCAUGUUCAGCUUCCAGCCUGGCAGUAAGAGGGUGGUCCUCAUCCAGCCCUCAGAGCACGGCGUGGACCGGGACAAGUGUGAUAAAAUCUACAAGAAGUAUGGCGCGGCAACCCUGAACAGAGAGUGGUUACUGGACAGCGUGGCUUUAUACAGGGUGCAGCACUGGGGGGAGUAUUUGUUAUGUAGCAGAAAACUGGUGAAAGAUGAUGAUACAGAAGUCAUAGACAUUAACUGAGAUCAUGGAUGUCAGGAGACUAGGUCAAAUCGUGCACACACACACGCAUGCAUGCACGCACACACACACACACACACAUGGAAAUGCAUAUAACACCCACAGGUACAUACACUUGCAGGUGAACACACAGACACACGCAAACACAAAUACAGCGCACUGCCAUUCACACACACACACACACACACACACACACACACACUCACACACACACGAAAGCACAGUCAUACUGGGUAGAUGUCAAUACAAGAUUCAGUUAAAGAUGAUAAAUACUGAGACUGAAUACAGUUCCGAAAGUUUGUGUUAACCCUGGCUAUACACGUUCACCUUCAUCAUCAUUUAUAGGAAAAGGAUUCUUCGCCUUUGUGUGAAUGUAUAUGGCAGCUAUUCACACAUGCAAGAAUGUGUUACAAUACAUAACAUUUACUGAUAUAGUCUGAGAACUUUUCAAUCCUUUUUUGUUGAACUGAGAGGUAAAACUGACAUUUCAACUGUCAUUCCUAAUGUGUGAUGGAGAAAGGGCAAUUUGAAUUAAAGCAUUUCCAGCAUUGUGGCAUUUUGAUAUAAAAGAAAAUAAUGAUGUCAAAAAUGCUAGAAAAGCAUGGUUAUUAAAGGUAGAAAUUGAAGAUAAGUGCUAUGUGACAGGUAGCAUGAGGUUGGUGUAACUGUUAUAUAUUGAUAUUGAUUGUAUCCUGAAUAUAAAACUGCAUCUGCAUGAUCUCUCAAGCUAAGUUGUUUAUAAUUGAGGUCACUGCUUGCAUAUGUUAUCACAAUAAAAUGCAUAUAUGAACAUUUGAUUAUGCUGUCAUAAAAACUAAUUGAACAAGUAUUUGUAAUUUUGUUAAAAUUAUUCAGUGAAGCUUGAAGCUGC